AUGUCUCAAACUCCUUCCAGUCCAGAAAUCAAAAGGGCUUUAGAAGAGAGCCCAGAGACUAACAUUGACAAUGAAUCCGCGCCACCUCCCCAUGCCCAGCAAUUACUUGAUCUUAUCGAUAUUCGCCUGUUUCUGCCCUGCAUAUCCUAUAAACAUUGUUGCAUUUGUUUUCUCUAUAAUGGUAAGUAA
Molecule: messenger RNA, 189 nt
Organism: Staurois parvus
Lineage: Eukaryota; Metazoa; Chordata; Amphibia; Anura; Ranidae
Source: the annotation of a GenBank genome assembly